GUUCCCACACGGUAGAGAAAAUGGAUGGAUGGAUGGAUGGAAGAACCACCCCGAGCGUUUCGGUGUGAUCAGCCGACGCCCUGACCGCUCCGCAUCCAGGAUGAUGAGCAAGCGGUGCACCGGGAUGAUGGCUUUUCCCUGAGCACGGCGGAGAGGCGGGGGAGAGGAGGAUAGACGUCAGCAUCUGUCGGCCAGCUCCCUUUGUGUUCAACGGAGAAUGCGAAUGGCGAAAGAUGACAUGGCAGAGGUAGAUUUGGCAUCAAACGGAGCGGAACCCCGCCCGCGGCCCCCUUCCGCGGUCCCCUACGAGGAGUACGAAUGCAAAAUCUGCUACAAUUAUUUCGACCUCGACCGCCGGGCGCCGAAGAUCUUGGAGUGCCUGCACACGUUCUGCGAGGAGUGCCUCAACACUCUGCAUCUGCGGGAGGAGCGGCCAUGGCGCAUCAGCUGCCCCGUGUGUCGCCACCGGACGCCGGUGCCGGAUUAUCGGAUCCAGAACCUGCCCAACAACACCAAGGUGACAGAGGAUUUCCCGCUCUAUAUCGACUCCGACCCCCUGCCCCAGGACGCUCUGCCGCCUUACCCUCCCCCGCUGCACCCGGCUCUCGUAGCCCUCCGCCGGGAGGAGGCGUCGGGGGCGUCGGGGGCGUCCGGCGGCCAAAGCCAAAGCCAAGCCACCCCGUCCACGACCGUGUCCACGGCCACGACCAUCUCUCAAGACUCUGUGCGCUACGACAGCUGUCAGAGCUGCAAGAGAGUGGCUUUAACCACCGGCUGCGUGUGUGUGAUCUUCUCCUUCCUCUCCAUGCUGGUGUUGCUGUUCAUGGGCCUGAUCUUUGUGCACAGUCACAGCAUCCCUCCCUCCCCAGCGGGACCCAUUUGCUUAUCGGUGGCCAGCAUUCUGGCCAUGUUCUCCGUGGUGGUCACCUGGCUCAUCUGUUGGCUCAAAUACAGACCGGACCAUGAGACGGGCCGCUCAUCUAGCGCCGGUAACUCGCGGAGAAACGCCUGAGCUGCUUUGGACUGUUCGUGCGAGCUUACUUGGCUGUGUUUUGAUCGACACACUGACGUUGCCCUUUGACCCUUUACCUUUUCUAGGGUUGAAGUACUCCGAAAUGGCCUUCUAUCAGUGCAACAAACACCCAAAGGCCUUUGUUGUUAUUUGGAGCAAUAGGCCAUCCUGAUCCUGAAUCAUCCCAACCUCGAGUUAAAUGAGUGUUUGACUUGAUCACGAAUUUGGACCACAACCGAUGACUUAAACCAUUGGUGUCAAACUCAUUUUUGUCGCGGGCCAUAUUGUAGUUACCGUUUCCCUCAGAGGGCCGUUAUGACCGUGAAACCAUAAAAAUCUUUAAUCGCCUCAUCAUACUUAACACACGAUAUUUAUGAACUAGUUUUGGAAUCAGAAAUCAAGGGGAAUGGGUUUUCAACUAUUGUUCAUGUUUGGUAACACAAAAAUGCUUCCAGUAUCUCAACAUUACCAUUUAUGAUAUAUGACUAUUUGAAAUUUCGGUGCAGAUUUGAACAAGAAUCAUGGAAGUUGACACACAUGAUUUGCCUUCGCGGGCCACAUAAAAUCAAGUGGCGGGCCGGAUCUGGCCUCCGGGCCUUGAGUUUGACACCAUGACUUAAACUAUGCUUGAUUUGGUGAGUGUGCGGUGCUUCUUUCCAGCCCAACGUCCCUAACUUGUAACAUAAGACACCUUUUAAUUUCACACUACUCCACUGCCCAUUGCAUUGCAAAGAAGCGAUGUAGCGGUUGGAUGUAAUGAGCGCUUUAUCCACACCUUCCACCUCCUCCAGCUUUCGUCACUGUUCCACGCGGGAUGGCACUGUUUAAUUAUUUAUUUAUUUUUUUCUCAAUGAAAACACUGACUGCAGGAUUUGCUAUAUUUGGUGAAGCUUAGAGGGAUGUACUCAGCGAAAGAUUUAGAUUUAUUUUUUUCACUCUGUGUUUGUCAAUAUAUG
Molecule: messenger RNA, 1968 nt
Organism: Phycodurus eques (leafy seadragon)
Lineage: Eukaryota; Metazoa; Chordata; Actinopteri; Syngnathiformes; Syngnathidae
Product: E3 ubiquitin-protein ligase RNF182
Exons: 1
Coding region: 218-1012 (264 amino acids)
Biological process (GO): protein ubiquitination
Molecular function (GO): ubiquitin protein ligase activity
Source: RefSeq, a predicted model, not a curated record